AUGAUCGUGGGAACCAAGGGUCCUAAGGGAAAGCCGAAAAUGGCUUCUGAAAAGGAGCGGUUUCUGCAGUGCUGCGGAGACAUCUCGCUGGAGCUUGUUUCGUCGCUGAGCAACUCCAAGGACAUCAAUCUGAACGGCCUGAUCAUCAGAUACUCCAAAAAGUACAAGCUCAAGCAGCAGCCCCGGCUGACAGACAUCAUCUCGUCGAUUCCCGACCAGUACAAAAAGUACCUGCUGCCAAAGCUAAAAGCCAAGCCCGUCAGAACGGCGUCUGGUGUGGCCGUGGUGGCCGUGAUGUGCAAGCCCCACAGAUGCCCCCAUAUCGCAUACACGGGCAAUAUCUGUGUGUACUGUCCAGGAGGACCGGACUCGGACUUCGAGUACUCGACACAGUCGUAUACCGGGUACGAGCCCACGUCCAUGCGGGCCAUCAGGGCCAGAUAUGACCCGUACGAGCAGGCGAGGGGCAGAAUCGAGCAGCUGAAGCAGAUCGGCCAUUCCAUCGACAAGGUCGAGUACAUUAUUAUGGGAGGAACGUUCAUGUCGCUUCCAAAGGACUACAGAGAGGAUUUCAUCGUUCAGCUGCACAAUGCGCUGACAGGCUACAACGGAACAGAUAUAGACGAGGCGAUCCGGUUUUCGCAGGAAUCCGAGACAAAAUGUGUCGGUAUCACCAUCGAAACGCGUCCCGACUACUGCACAGAGACGCAUCUGGACGAUAUGUUGAAAUACGGCUGUACGAGACUCGAAAUCGGUGUCCAGUCCGUGUACGAGGACGUGGCCAGAGACACCAACAGAGGCCACACCGUCAAGGCUGUGUGCGAGACGUUCUGCUACGCCAAAGACGCUGGCUACAAGGUUGUGUCGCACAUGAUGCCAGACCUGCCGAACGUGGGGAUGGAGCGCGAUCUGGAGCAGUUCAAAGAGUAUUUUGAGAACCCAGACUUCAGAACCGACGGACUCAAACUGUACCCGACUUUGGUGAUCAGAGGCACAGGACUAUAUGAGCUGUGGAAAAAGGGACUCUACAAGUCGUACAACGCCAACAUGCUGAUCGACUUGGUGGCCCGGAUCAUGGCGUUGGUGCCUCCGUGGACUAGAAUCUAUAGAGUCCAGAGAGACAUUCCGAUGCCGCUGGUGACGUCUGGAGUGGACAACGGCAAUCUGCGGGAGCUUGCGCUGGCCAGAAUGAAGGAUUUCGGCACCAUGUGUCGCGACGUGCGGACCAGAGAGGCGGGAAUCCAGGAGGUGCACCACAAGGUGCAGCCGGACCAGGUGGAGCUGAUCCGACGCGACUACUACGCCAACGGCGGCUGGGAGACGUUUUUGUCGUACGAGGACCCGAAACAGGACAUUCUGAUUGGUCUCCUGCGUCUGCGAAAGGCCUCGAAGAAGUACACGUACAGAAAAGAGUUCCGAGGCCAGCAGACGUCGAUUGUGCGGGAGCUGCACGUUUACGGCUCUGUGGUGCCGUUGCACUCACGAGACCCGCGAAAAUUCCAGCACCAGGGAUUUGGCACGCUGCUGAUGGAGGAGGCCGAGCGUAUAGCGCGCGAGGAGCACGGCUCGGCCAAGAUCAGCGUGAUCUCGGGCGUGGGCGUGAGAAAUUACUACAAGCGGCUCGGCUACGAGUUGGACGGACCGUAUAUGUCGAAGAGUCUUGACUGA
Messenger RNA from Ogataea angusta, 1668 nucleotides. RefSeq lists its product as uncharacterized. The record is from RefSeq and is a predicted model, not a curated record. NCBI's taxonomy places the organism in Eukaryota, Fungi, Ascomycota, Pichiomycetes, Pichiales, Pichiaceae. Gene Ontology annotation, molecular function: iron-sulfur cluster binding; acyltransferase activity, transferring groups other than amino-acyl groups. The transcript has a single exon. Gene Ontology annotation, biological process: tRNA wobble base 5-methoxycarbonylmethyl-2-thiouridinylation. Gene Ontology annotation, cellular component: nucleus; cytoplasm; elongator holoenzyme complex. The coding region runs from base 1 to 1668 and encodes 555 amino acids.